AUCCCUGUGAUGACAGGAGCCUUCAUGGACUCCCCUAUCGAUGAGUGCAACACCGAGUUCUCACUGUUCAACUCAUCAACCAAUAUGAACGAGAGCUCGUCAGCUCCGAAUCAGGUCGAGGAGCCAGCUCGCACCUCCAACGACGCCAUCUGGUUAUGGAUCGCGAUAAUAGCAACUAUCGGAAACAUUGUGGUGGUUGGUGUUGUGUACGCUUUCACCUUUUAGGAGAAUCAUGGUCAGACAAUUCGAGGCAACUGCCCUUCCAACAGUCUGCCCACACAGUUGGAGGAUUUUAUAUAAUAUACUGUACAACUCGAUCACUUAUGGGCCUGCAUGUUCUAAUGGUAGCCUGUAGCCCUGUGUCACAUGUGUAUUCAGUUUUGGUUACUGGUCAGUCAAUGGCUCCAAAUCAAUUGGCCUCUUCAGCUUUGUAUCUGCAGGGAGCUGACAUUCCCUAACAGAUAAGCUACAAACUGCUAUCUUUUAAUGAAGAGAUCCUUGCAUAAGUCAACAAUAUCGAUAUUUACUGGAAGGAGCCUCCUUUGAGGGAAUUUACAUGGCAAUUUUCAGUUGCCAGCUGCACCCCUUCCUUCCCCCCACCAAUUAUUUAGCACAUUCCAGUAGGUCAACGCAGUUUGAUGGCAGUGUUGGAUUUUGCUUUAAGAAUUAAAUACAAACCGCAUCAGAGUUAUUUUUGAAAUAUAAUACUUUUAUAAAUACAGUUUAACUCAGCUUUAGGGGAAAUGUAAAGGGUUAAGAGUCACUUCCUGGGCAGGUAGUGGCAAUGGGUUUUUAUUGAGAUCUUCUUAAAUUCUUGUUGCCAGGCAAUCCUUCCUCUGUGCAAGAUAAGACUCAACAGGGUCAAGUUGGCGAGGGAGAGAGGCUUAAAGGAUUUGGUCGUCUGGUUUUAGGGACAUGCUGAUCCUGAGUCACAUUGGUUAUCUCUGUAAAACACAGGGAUAUUUUAGUGUUAGGAAAUAUCGAUGUCACAUUUGCCUGCUCCAUUCCUCCUGGAUCCUCUUCCUAUUGUGUGACUGAACUCUGCUUCAACAAACAAUGGCGUCGUGAAACACUAAAAUUUGCAGUGUUGAAUUUCUGUGAGUCAUCUCCAAAAGCUGGGGUAUUUGUGGACAACACCAAAGAAAUGGCAUUACAGCAUGAACGAUUAGGAUAAGUGAGAAGCUUCAAAUAUGAUCGUUCUGUAAAAGCUAUCAUUCAUUGCUUUAAGUACAAGUGCUUUAAUAGCAGUUUAUUUAUAUAUUUAACUGUCAAUGCGGCCGAGGACAGGAUGGAUUCAUAAUGGGUUAGAUAGGGAACCAGCAGCCUUUUUUAUAUUUGUUUGGUGAAAUUAAUACAAAACAAAUAAUGGUGUAAAUAUAACCUUGCAAAAUAUUUCUUAUUUGCUUUCUGCCUUAUAAGGAGAGGUUGAAUUGGUUGGCCUGUACCCAUUGGAGUUUAGAAGAAUGAGAGGCGACUUUAUUGAAACAUACAAGAUUCUUAGGGACUUGACCGGAUAGAUGCAGAGGGGCUUGUGGGAUAGAUUAAGACCAGAGGAUAUCAUCUCAGGGUAUGGGUUGCCCAUUUAAAUCAGAAAUUGGGAAGAAAUUCUCUCUCUCAGAGGGGAGUAAA
Molecule: messenger RNA, 1629 nt
Organism: Rhincodon typus (whale shark)
Lineage: Eukaryota; Metazoa; Chordata; Chondrichthyes; Orectolobiformes; Rhincodontidae
Exons: 1
Source: RefSeq, a predicted model, not a curated record